GUCGUUCUUGUUAUUGAUGUACUCGCUGUUUUGGUAGCUUGUGUAUUGAGUACUCGUAGCACAAUUCUUGUUUUGUCAGAGAUUUCUAUAUCAACUCAGCUAUGGGAUGCGACGGAGGAACAAUCCCGAAACGGGAUGAACUUGUGAGACUGAAGAAAAAACCGGAACAGAAAGAUAAAGACAUGGAUUUAUUUGUGAAAUGGUGUUUAUGCACAAUAAGUCAAGAACCAUUGAAUCAACCUAUUGUAGCUUGUGAACUUGGAAGACUAUAUAAUAAAGAAUCUAUAUUGGAGUAUUUAUUAGACAAAUCAAUCUGUCAGAAUGCACAGCAUAUUAGAGGAUUGAAGGAUGUAACAGUGCUAAAUUUGACAACGAAUCCAGUGUAUGGUAAUGACAAAGUUGCUGAUAAAGGUGAUGCCUAUAUUGAUAGACAGAAAUCCAAAUAUAUCUGUCCCGUCAGUGGCCUAGAAAUGAAUGGAAGACACAGGUUUUGUUUUCUACCAAGUUGUGGAUGUGUUUUUUCUGAGAGAGCUCUUAAAGAAGUUAAGUCUACAGUCUGUAAUAAAUGUGGGGGAGCAUAUUCAAAAGGUGAUGAGAUUGUGUUGAAUGGCUCUGACGAUGAUGUUGCAGCUUUAACGGCAAGAAUGGAAGAUAAGAGAGCCAAAGCAAGGGCAGCAAAAAAAGCUAAGAAAGGAGGCAAACAUAAAUUAGAUAAAUCAAGUACAUCACAAGAUACACCCAGCACAUCAAAUGGACCAACCUCAAGUAAGCUUCCAAGAACAGAUCAACCAGGUACAUCAAAAAGUCUGACAAAUGGGGACGAUAAACCGAGCAAGAGUAAAUCUGUGUCAACUAAUGGGAAGUCAGCAACUGUAAACGGUGACGGAAAAAUCAGUUACGAUCCAAAGAAGAGUGAAGCCUAUAAAUCAUUAUUUGUCGAUCCGGAGAAAGAGAAGAAUAAAGAGAAACCUCACUGGGUUACUUUCAAUCCAUAUUAUUGAUGGGACUGGAGGAACAUUGAUUGUGAAAGUAUGAAGACUAUUAUUUCAAGUCAGCUGUCAUCGCACUCGAUCAGAAACAGUCAUUGAGUCAGAAUUAUAUUGGCAUAUAUAACUUACAGUUUCUUGGUUUGAAUGUGAUGGACAAAGUCAGUGCAAGUCCCAUAUGUAAAAUAACAAAUACAGACUUGUAUUUAUAUGCAUUAAUAAUUAUGUAUUACCGGUCAUGGCCAGACCCGUUUACUGAUUUCUAUAAAGAGAACUUUUUCUCACAGCCAUAGAAAUGUUAGUGUCAUACAAACUAUGUGAU
Messenger RNA from Saccoglossus kowalevskii, 1308 nucleotides. RefSeq names its product replication termination factor 2-like. Gene Ontology annotation, cellular component: nucleus. Gene Ontology annotation, biological process: mitotic DNA replication termination. NCBI's taxonomy places the organism in Eukaryota, Metazoa, Hemichordata, Enteropneusta, Harrimaniidae. The record is from RefSeq and is a predicted model, not a curated record.